This is a messenger RNA of Medicago truncatula (barrel medic), 1890 nucleotides long. RefSeq lists its product as uncharacterized. Lineage: Eukaryota; Viridiplantae; Streptophyta; Magnoliopsida; Fabales; Fabaceae. The record is from RefSeq and is a predicted model, not a curated record. The transcript has 2 exons. Bases 710 to 1555 code for a protein of 281 amino acids.
UUGAAAUGUCAUUUUCCUUUUCUUUCUGAUCCCAUGUGAGGCUAUCUCGAAGGACGAGUCCCUCCAACCAUAAGCCAGUCAGACAGAUUCAUUGCUCAAACACACACACACUCUCUCACUUCAAACUUCUCUUUGUUAUUUUCUAGCUCAUUGUUUUUAAGCAUCCCCACAAAGUGGUUUUUGGUUUAGUGGAUCUUUCUUUCACUUUGAAGAUAAUGAUGGGGUUAAAGGAUAAAGCUAAAAGCUUAAGCUUAUGAUUUGCAAGUGUUGCUUCCAAGAGAGAAAAAGGAGCUUUUUUUUGUUGGCCCUUUUAGAAGAUUGGUGUUUUGAAAGGCUUAAGCUUAUUGUAUUGGUUUACAUUGAAAUUGAAUUCUAGUCAAAAGGAAUAUCCAGAUUUGCAUGCUUGAGUUCAAAAUUUGAUCCUAGAGGGUUCAGAUUUAGACAAAGUAAAUUACCAAGUAAGCUUUUUCAUUUACUCUUGAAUAUGUGUAAUUCUCAUUGUUAAAAUUUGGUUGUAAUUAUUCUUUUUUGGUAUUCAAUUGGUCAAUUAGUUAUGACUAUCUAGAUUAGAUGUUAAUUAUUUUGGCCACUGAACAUUGUUUUAUGUCAUAAUAAUCUGGUGUUCCACUGAAAGAUAAGUAAAGUCUGACCAAAGAUUGUUUCAGUUAAGAUUCGAAAUCAAAGUUUUAAGUUUGAUUUGUGAACAAAGAUGAAAUCACUAAGUAGUGUAGGACUUGGUUUAAGCAUUGUUUUUGGUUGCCUUUUAUUGGCUUUAGUAGCUGAAGUUUACUACUUGUUAUGGUGGAAGAAGAAAAUAAUCAAAAGAGAAAUUGAAAAUGACUAUGGCAAUGGCAACCCUUUGAAAGAGCUUUUCUAUAUGUUUUGUUGGAAAAGACCAUCAACUUCUUUGAGACAAACAGGUUUUACUCCACCGGAGCUUUGUUCAUCGAUGAGAAUAAAUGACAAUUUUGUCCAUGACCCUCAAGUACAGACCAGCAAAGAGUUUCUUUUCAAACCCUAUGGCGAAGAUGUAAUCGACGCAGAUUACAUGAUGCAACAUCAUCACGACGGCCUUUUAGGUCAUCCGAGAUUCUUGUUCACAAUAGUUGAAGAAUCAAAAGAGGAUUUAGAAUCUGAAGACGGUAAAUGUGGAAAGGAUUCAAGAGGUAGAAGCUUAGGUGAUCUGUUAGAUGUGGAAACACCUUAUUUGACACCUAUAGCAUCUCCACAUUUUUUCACUCCUAUGAAUUGUAGUCCUUAUUGUAGCCCUUAUAAUCAACAUGGAUUCAACCCUCUUUUUGAAUCAACAACUGAUGCAGAGUUCAAUAGAUUAAAGUCAUCGCCUCCUCCGAAAUUCAAGUUCUUACAAGAAGCAGAAGAGAAACUUAGAAGAAAAAUGCAAGAUGACAACAAGGGUAUUAAUGGAAAUGAAGUUGAUAAUUCUCUCAUUACAAUAAUUGUUGAUAAGAAAUAUGAAAGAGAGGUUAACCAUCAUCAAUGUCAUCUACAACAGUACCAUUCAAGCACAUCACAGGUACUUCCCUUAGCUUCCUGACACAAAUUACCAAUAAGAAGAAUUUGGAUCCGCUCGAGUUGAUGCACGAUGUUGUAGUUGUAGAGACCGUUAGAUUUAGAGAAAAUGUCAGCUAACACCGAAGUUCGAUCAAUCGAUUAAGAACCCCUUUAUUUUAUUUUUUCCUACAUUACUCUUUCUAAUUACAUUGUGAAGAAUUUCAAUUUGUUGUUUAGAAGUCUUGGAUUUUGUUUCUUACUUUUGAGUAAUUUGUGACUGUGAGAUGCAACUAUAGUUUAAUUUAAUCUGCCAAAUCACAUGUGAGAUGUACUCUCAAUGUUUCAAAAGAUAUGGAGACAAUAAUCUUUUAUUAGAAA